CUGCUCCCCCUCCCCUUUUACGCUCAAGCACUCACGCGCAUUACACACUCUGUCCCUACAUGAACACACACCAUUCCGGCCACUUGGAAAUUUCCCAUCACACCGCACAGGAUAUUAUUUUGCCGCUAAAUCAGCGGAACUCUCCGCCACAGUGCGCCCUGCGAUGCGCCAGAGGAGCGUCUGAAGCUGUGAAGAUCAGCGCACGCGCACGAGGAAGGAAGGCGGGCCUUUUCCAUUUCAGCGAAUAGGAGGUGUAGCUGCAGCCCCGCCGGCCAACAUGGUGGUUCUGUCACUGAAAAUUUGCGUCCGCCACUGCAACGUGGUGAAGACCAUGCAGUUCGAGCCAUCCACGGCGGUCUACGACGCCUGCAGAAUCAUACGCGAGAGAGUUCCGGAGGCGCAGACCGGGCAGGCUUCGGAUUAUGGUCUGUUCCUAUCUGAUGAAGACCCCAGAAAAGGCAUCUGGCUGGAGUCUGGCAGGACUCUGGACUACUACAUGCUGCGCAAUGGGGACAUUCUUGAAUACAAGAAGAAGCAGAGGCCCCAGAAAAUCAAAAUGUUGGAUGGGGCGAUAAAAACCAUCAUGGUGGAUGACUCCAAAACAGUCGGGGAGCUUCUUGUGACUAUAUGCAGUAGAAUAGGCAUCACCAACUAUGAGGAGUACUCGCUGAUUCAGGAGACGGCGGAGGAGAAGAAAGAGGAUGGGAUGGGAACGCUGAAGAAGGACAGAACGCUGCUACGCGACGAGAGGAAGAUGGAGAAGCUCAAAGCCAAAUUGCACACUGACGAUGACUUGAAUUGGCUGGACCACAGCAGGACGUUCAGGGAGCAAGGCGUGGAGGAGAGCGAGACACUCCUGCUACGACGCAAGUUCUUCUACUCGGACCAAAACGUCGACUCCAGAGAUCCGGUCCAACUCAACCUUCUUUACGUGCAGGCUCGAGAUGACAUCUUGAAUGGUUCACACCCCGUGUCCUUCGACAAGGCCGGCGAGUUCGGCGGCAUUCAGGCCCAGAUCCAGUUUGGACCGUAUAUUGAGCACAAACACAAACCUGGAUUCUUAGACUUGAAGGAGUUUCUUCCAAAAGAGUACAUAAAGCAAAGAGGAUCUGAGAAGAAAAUUUUCCAGGAACACAAAAACUGUGGCGAAAUGACAGAGAUCGAAGCCAAAGUGAAGUACGUCAAACUGGCAAGGUCUCUGCGGACUUACGGAGUGUCGUUCUUCUUGGUGAAGGAGAAGAUGAAGAGCAAGAACAAGCUGGUGCCGCGCCUCCUGGGCAUCACCAAAGAGUCUGUGAUGAGAGUGGACGAGAAGACCAAAGAUGUGGUGCAAGAGUGGCCGCUCACCACCGUCAAGAGGUGGGCCGCCUCACCCAAGAGCUUCACCCUGGAUUUUGGUGAGUACCAGGAGAGUUACUACUCUGUGCAGACCACCGAAGGCGAGCAGAUCUCCCAGCUCAUUGCGGGUUACAUCGACAUCAUCCUGAAAAAGAAACAAAGCAAGGAUCGUUUUGGACUGGAGGGUGACGAGGAAGCAACCAUGCUUGAAGAAUCUGUAUCCCCUAAAAAGUCCACCAUCCUCCAACAGCAGUUUAACCGCGUGGGCCGGGCGGAACACGGCUCCGUGGCGCUUCCCGGAGUGAUCCGAUCCGGCUCCAUCGGCACCGAGUCGCUCAGCGUGGGCUCCAUGCCGUCUCCUCAGCAGCAGAUCACCAUGGGUCAGAUGCAUCGUGGACACAUGCCGCCGUUGAGUUCAGCCCAGCAAGCUCUAAUGGGAACCAUUAACACCAGUAUGCAGGCCGUGCAGAAGGCCCAGAUUGACCUCGGGGAGGUCGACGAUCUGCUUCCAUUAGGACAGGACAUGGCCUCCAAGGUUUGGAUUCAGAACAAGAUGGACGAAUCCAAACACGAGAUUCACUCUCAGGUUGACGCCAUCACUGCAGGAACCGCUUCCGUCGUCAACCUCACUGCCGGUGACCCGACUGACACGGACUACACGGCAGUGGGCUGCGCCAUCACCACCAUCUCUUCCAACCUGACCGAGAUGUCAAAGGGCGUUAAGCUGCUGGCGGCUCUCAUGGAAGACGAGGUGGGCAGCGGCAACGACCUGAUGAAGGCUGCCAGGACACUAGCGGGAGCCGUGUCUGACCUGCUCAAAGCCGUGGAGCCAGCCUCCGGAGAGCCCAGACAGACGGUGCUGACAGCAGCAGGCAGCAUCGGCCAAGCCAGUGGAGACCUCCUCCGCCAGAUUGGAGAGAACGAAACAGAUGAGAGGUUCCAGGAUGUCCUCAUGAACUUGGCCAAGGCGGUGGCCAAUGCCGCCGCCAUGUUGGUCCUGAAGGCAAAGAACGUGGCCCAGGUCGCAGAGGACACGGUUCUUCAGAACCGAGUCAUUGCCGCUGCCACUCAGUGUGCCCUGUCCACCUCGCAGCUGGUAGCGUGUGCCAAGGUGGUGAGUCCCACGAUCAGCUCCCCGGUUUGCCAGGAGCAGCUCAUCGAAGCCGGGAAGCUUGUAGACCGCUCUGUGGAGAGCUGCGUCCAGGCUUGCCUCUCGGCCACAGAGGACGGAGAACUCCUCAAACAGGUGAGCGCGGCAGCCAGCGUGGUGAGUCAAGCUCUGGAAGAUUUGCUGCAACACGUCCGCCAGUACACCUCCAGAGGAGAGCCCAUCGGCCGCUACGACCAAGCCACUGACACCAUCAUGACCGUCACUGAGAGCAUCUUCACCUCCAUGGGAGACGCAGGAGAGAUGGUCCGUCAGGCCCGGGUGCUGGCCCAGGCCACCUCGGACCUGGUGAACGCAAUGAGGUCAGAUGCCGAAGCCGAGGUGGACCUGGACAACUCCAAAAAGUUGCUGGCGGCGGCUAAAUUGUUGGCUGAUGCCACUGCCAGGAUGGUGGAAGCGGCCAAGGGUGCAGCGGCCUAUCCCGAGAACGAAGAUCAGCAGCAGCGACUGAGGGAGGCUGCUGAGGGUCUUCGAGUGGCGACGAACGCUGCUGCUCAGAACGCCAUCAAGAAGAAGCUGCUCAACAGACUCGAGAAUGCUGCCAAGCAAGGUGCAGCGGCUGCCACGCAAACCAUCGCCGCCGCUCAGAAUGCCGCCGCCUCCAACAAGAACACAGCCGCCCACCAGCAGUUGGUUCAGAGCUGCAAGGCGGUGGCUGACCACAUCCCUCAACUGGUCCAGGGGGUGCGCAGCAGUCAGGCCAAACCGGAUGACAUCAGUGCACAACUUGCCCUCAUUAUUGCCAGCCAGAACUUCCUACAGCCGGGUAGUAAGAUGGUGACCUCCGCAAAGUCAUCGGUUCCCACGGUGACGGAUCAGGCUGCAGCCAUGCAACUGGGUCAGUGUGCCAAGAACCUGGCCACUUGCCUGGCCGAGCUGAGGACAGCUGCACAGAAGGCUCAUGAAGCUUGUGGCCCCAUGGAGAUCGACUCCGCACUCACCGCCAUCCAAAAGCUGAAAAGUGAGCUGCAGGACGCCAGUUUGGCUGCCGGUAAUGCACAGCUGAAACCGCUGCCGGGAGAAUCGUUGGAGAAGUGCGCUCAGGAGUUGGGCAGCACCUCCAAGUCAGUAGGGUCCUCCAUGGCUCAGCUACUUACCUGUGCUGCACAAGGCAAUGAACACUACACAGGCAUAGCAGCCAGGGAGACAGCGCAGGCCUUGAAGACUCUUGCCCAGGCGGCCCGCGGAGUAGCCGCAUCCACCACCGAUCCCAAAGCCGCCGCCGCCAUGCUGGACUCGGCCCGCGACGUCAUGGAUGGCUCGGCGCUUCUCAUCCACGAGGCCAAGGAAGCACUUGCUUGUCCCGGAGAUGCUGAGAGCCAGCAGAGGUUGGCUCAGGUGGCCAAGGCCGUGUCUCAUUCACUGAACAACUGCGUCAACUGUCUGCCUGGUCAGAAGGACGUGGACAUGGCUCUCAAGAGCAUCGGAGAGGCCAGCAAGAAGCUUCUCAUUGAAAAUAUCCCGCCAGCUUCCAAGACGUUUCAGGAGGCGCAGAGUGAACUCAACCAGACGGCGGCCGACCUCAACCAGUCUGCAGGUGAAGUGGUUCACGCCUCGAGGGGCUCCAGCAGCCAGCUGGCGGUGGCGUCGGGGAAGUUCAGUGAAGACUUUGACGAGUUCCUGGACGCUGGCAUCGAGAUGGCAGGGCACACUCAGAAGAGGGAUGACCAAGUGCAGGUGAUCAGUAACCUGAAGAACAUCUCCAUGGCCUCCAGCAAACUGCUGCUGGCUGCCAAGAGCCUGUCAGUGGAUCCUGCUGCAGCGAAUGCCAAGAACCUGCUCGCGGCCGCUGCAAGAGCUGUAACUGACAGCAUCAACCAGCUGAUCACGCUGUGCACUCAGCAGGCGCCCGGCCAGAAGGAGUGUGAUAAUGCUCUGAGAGAGCUCGAGGCCGUCAGAGGAAUGCUGGACAACCCCAAUGAACCCAUCAAUGACCUCUCCUACUUUGACUGCAUCGAGAGUGUCAUGGAAAAUUCCAAGGUCUUGGGAGAGUCAAUGGCGGGAAUUUCCCAGAACUGCAAGACAGGAGAUGUGAUGUCAUUUGGAGACUGCGUCAGAUUAGCGUCCAAGGCCCUGUGUGGGCUCACUGAAGCUGCUGGACAGGCAUCCUACCUAGUGGGUGUGUCCGAUCCCAACAGUCACGCAGGCCACCAAGGAUUGGUGGACCCAAUCCAGUUUGCGAAAGCCAACCAGGCAAUUCAAACAGCCUGUCAGAAUCUUGUGGACCCGGAAAGUAGCGCCUCCCAGGUGCUCUCAGCAGCCACCAUUGUUGCAAAGCACACAUCUGCACUGUGCAACGCCUGCCGCCUGGCCUCCUCCAAGACUACCAACCCAGUCGCCAAGAGGCACUUUGUCCAGUCGGCUAAGGAGGUAGCCAACAGCACCGCCAACCUGGUCAAAACCAUUAAGGCCCUCGAUGGAGAUUUCUCGGAUGAGAACAGGAACAGAUGUCGAGUGGCCACGGCUCCGCUCAUCGAAGCGGUGGAAAAUCUGACAAUAUUUGCGUCCAACCCAGAAUUUGCUAGCAUCCCGGCUAAGAUCAGCCACGAGGGUUCUAUGGCUCAGGAGCCAAUCAUCCAAUCAGCACGCUCCAUGCUUGACAGCUCCACCUACCUGCUCAAGACUGCCCGUUCGUUGGUUAUCAACCCCAAAGACCCGCCCACUUGGUCUGUUUUGGCCGGUCAUUCCCGCACCGUCUCUGACUCCAUCAAGAGUCUCAUCACGGCCAUCCGGGACAAAGCCCCCGGCCAGCGGGAGUGCGACUCAUCCAUUGAUAACAUCAACAAAUGUAUCCGGGACAUUGAGCAGGCCUCUUUGGCUGCGGUCAGCCAGAAUUUACCCAGCAGGGAUGACAUCUCUCUGGAGGCCCUGCAAGAGCAGCUGACAUCCUCCGUGCAGGAAAUUGGCCACUUAAUCGACCCUGUUUCCACUGCUGCCAGAGGCGAAGCUUCCCAACUAGGACACAAGGUGAGCCAGCUGGCCGGCUACUUUGACCCACUGAUCAGGGCAGCAGUGGGCGUGGCAUCCAAGCUGAAGGACCACCAGCAGCAGAUGACCUUCCUGGAUCAGACCAAGACCCUGGCCGAGUCUGCCCUGCAGAUGCUGUACGCCGCCAAGGAGGGGGGAGGAAACCGCAAGGCGUGCCACACGCACGACGCCAUCGCCGAGGCCUCCCAGUUAAUGAAGGAGGCGGUGGAUGACAUCAUGGUGACGCUGAACGAGGCUGCCAGUGAAGUUGGAAUGGUCGGCGGCAUGGUGGAUUCCAUUGCGGAGGCCAUGGCCAAGCUGGAUGAGGGAACACCACCUGAGCCCGAGGGCUCAUUCGUGGAUUACCAGACCAGUAUGGUGAAGCACUCCAAAGCUAUUGCAGUCACGGCUCAGGAAAUGAUGACUAAAUCGGUGACAUGUCCGGACGAGCUCGGAGGUCUGGCCUCUCAGGUAACGGUCGACUUCAGCCAACUGGCCGUCGACGGACGGAUGGCCGCCCACACGGCCGAGCCAGAAGAGAUCGGCUUCCAGAUCAAGACCCGAGUGCAAGAGCUGGGCCACGGCUGCAUCUUCCUGGUGCAGAAGGCCGGGGCGCUGCAGAUCACUCCCUCCGACGGCUUCACCAAGCGAGAGCUCAUCGACUGCGCGCGCACCGUCACAGAGAAGGUGUCCUUGGUGCUGUCGGCACUUCAGGCAGGCAACAAGGGCACGCAGGCCUGCAUCACAGCGGCCAGCGCCGUAUCGGGCAUCAUCGCCGAUCUGGACACCACCAUCAUGUUCGCCUCGGCUGGCACGCUCAACGCUGAGAAUGAUGAGUCCUUUGCCGACCACAGAGAAAACAUUCUGAAGACAGCCAAAGCUCUGGUGGAGGACACAAAGAUGUUGGUGUCAGGUGCCGCUUCCAGUCAGGACAAGUUGGCGCAGGCCGCGCAGUCAUCUGCCAAAACCAUCACCCAGCUCACUGAUGUGGUCAAACUAGGCGCGGCCAGCAUUGGUUCCGAUGAUCCAGAGACACAGGUGGUUCUGAUAAAUGCUGUCAAAGAUGUCGCCAAGGCACUGGCAGAGCUCAUCAGUGCCACCAAGUGUGCCUCCGGUAAAGCGGCGGACGACCCGUCCAUGUACCAGCUGAAAGGCGCGGCCAAGGUGAUGGUGACCAAUGUGACGUCCUUGCUGAAGACGGUAAAGGCCGUGGAGGACGAGGCCACGCGAGGCACCCGAGCGCUGGAGGCCACCAUCGAGUGCAUCAAACAGGAAAUGGCGUUGUUCCAGUCCCGGGACCCUCCACGGAAAACAACCACGCCCGAAGAGUUCAUCCGCAUAACCAAAGGCAUCACUUUGGCGACCGCCAAAGCCGUGGCCGCCGGCAAUUCGGCCCGACAGGAGGACAUCAUCCACACGGCCAACCUGAGCCGCAAGGCCAUUUCCGACAUGCUUGCCAGCUGCAAGCAAGCGGCGUAUCAUCCUGACGUCAAUGAGGAAGUGAAGAAUAGGGCGCUGAGAUUUGGAUCAGAGUGCACCACUGGGUACAUCGAUCUACUUGAACAAGUUCUCAUGGUGUUGCAGAGGCCCACUCCUGAGCAGAAGCAGCAGCUGGCUGGAUGUUCAAAACGAGUGGCCGGAGCGGUCACAGAACUCAUCCAGUCUGCGGAGGCCAUGAAAGAUGGGGGAUCUGAGUGGGUGGACCCCGAGGAUCCGACAGUGAUUGCGGAGACAGAACUGCUCGGGGCAGCGGCGUCCAUUGAGGCGGCUGCAAAGAAGCUGGAGCAACUCAAACCUCGAGCCAAGCCCAAGUUGGCAGACGAAACGUUGAACUUUGAGGAGCAGAUCCUGGAGGCGGCCAAGUCCAUCGCCGCCGCCACCAGCGCCCUGGUCAAAUCCGCCUCGGCCGCCCAGAGGGAGCUGGUGGCUCAGGGCAAAGUGGGCUCCAUUCCUGCCAACGCCGUAGACGACGGACAGUGGUCCCAGGGGCUCAUCUCGGCUGCACGUAUGGUGGCAGCGGCCACGAGCAACCUGUGCGAAGCGGCCAACGCGUCCGUGCAAGGCCACGCCAGCGAGGAGAAGCUCAUCUCGUCAGCCAAGCAGGUGGCCGCCUCCACUGCACAGCUGCUGGUGGCCUGCAAGGUCAAGGCUGACCAAGACUCUGAAGCCAUGAGGAGACUGCAGAUUGCUGGCAAUGCAGUCAAGAAGGCAUCCGACAACCUGGUUCGAGCCGCUCAGAAGGCAGCGUUUGAUAAAGCUGACGAAGACAACGUGGUGGUCAAGACCAAGUUCGUGGGAGGGAUUGCACAGAUCAUCGCUGCUCAGGAGGAGAUGCUGAGGAAGGAGCGUGAGCUAGAGGAAGCCCGCAAGAAGUUGGCUCAGAUCCGACAGCAGCAGUACAAGUUCCUGCCGAGUGAACUGCGCGAGGACAACAACUAAACCAAACACACAAACCGACGAACCCUUGAAAUGUCUCCUCUGCUGUGAGACUUGUUGGAAGCGAACAGUUCCGCGUAGUCUUCAAAACGAAGGCUUUCUCCUCGUACGACAACACAGCUACUUCGACUGAUCUCAAACCGAAUGUGACCCGAUUGGGAGUGACCGUAUGAAAUGUUCCAUUCACAAAUGAUUGUUUACCCGCAUUGAGAAGUUCCCAUGUUGUGUGAAAGCGUCUUUAAUGGCCAUGAGAAGUUACAUGAACUCAUUUACGAAGGAUGU
This is a messenger RNA of Hippocampus comes (tiger tail seahorse), 8191 nucleotides long. RefSeq names its product talin 2a (gene tln2a). Gene Ontology annotation, molecular function: structural constituent of cytoskeleton; actin filament binding; integrin binding. Gene Ontology annotation, biological process: cell-cell adhesion; actin cytoskeleton organization. Gene Ontology annotation, cellular component: cytoskeleton; focal adhesion; ruffle. The transcript has 59 exons. The record is from RefSeq and is a predicted model, not a curated record. Lineage: Eukaryota; Metazoa; Chordata; Actinopteri; Syngnathiformes; Syngnathidae. The coding region runs from base 278 to 7912 and encodes 2544 amino acids.